AUGGCCAGAAUAGCCAGAGAAUACAAGCACAUCCAGGCCACUUUAGGAAGUGAAUCGAGUCUUGUGGUGUCUUUGGAGCCUAUAGAUGGUGAUUUAUCGCGUUGGGCUGGCGAGAUAAGAGGUCCCACAGGCACACCUUAUGAAGGUCAUACGUUCUCACUUAGGCUGGUUUUAGGUGACAGGUAUCCUACUACUCCUCCUCAAGUAACCUUCGCCCGUCGAUCAAUGCCCCAUUGUAAUGUUAAUUACGAAACUGGUAGCAUUUGUCUAAAUAUUUUGACUCCAGAGCAUUGGUCACCGGCAUGGGACCUGCUACACGUCCUGGAAGCUAUAAUACAACUACUCAGUGAUCCUGAACCAGAUUCACCACUGGACAUUGAUCUGGCCAACAUCCUUCGAGCACAGGACCGCUCAGCGUACUACGGACUCGUGAAUUACUACCUCCAAAGUUAA
Molecule: messenger RNA, 453 nt
Organism: Torulaspora delbrueckii
Lineage: Eukaryota; Fungi; Ascomycota; Saccharomycetes; Saccharomycetales; Saccharomycetaceae
Gene: PEX4
Product: E2 ubiquitin-protein ligase peroxin 4
Exons: 1
Coding region: 1-453 (150 amino acids)
Source: RefSeq, a predicted model, not a curated record